AUGGACCACGACUUCUCGCAGUGGCAAACUUCCCCCGACCAAACGCAGUUCACAAGUGUUUGCCCACCGAAUUUGCACCCUCAUUCUUCCAAGUCGCAGGCAGCCCUGGGCGUGGUGCGAAAGACGGCGAGAUGGAACCAGCUGGAGCACAAAGCGUUCAUUGACACUUGCGAACUUGUCAUAGCUGAGGGUCACCGACGAGGGAAAUGCUUCUCCUCGAAAGGAUGGCAACGAAUAUCAGACCUGUUCAACUCGUCGACGGGGAAGGACUGGACGACAACGCAGAUGAAGAACUAUUGGAAUAAACUGUGA
This is a messenger RNA of Fraxinus pennsylvanica, 312 nucleotides long. The record is from the annotation of a GenBank genome assembly. Lineage: Eukaryota; Viridiplantae; Streptophyta; Magnoliopsida; Lamiales; Oleaceae.